Molecule: messenger RNA, 5256 nt
Organism: Hibiscus syriacus
Lineage: Eukaryota; Viridiplantae; Streptophyta; Magnoliopsida; Malvales; Malvaceae
Product: UDP-glucose:glycoprotein glucosyltransferase-like
Cellular component (GO): endoplasmic reticulum
Molecular function (GO): UDP-glucose:glycoprotein glucosyltransferase activity
Source: RefSeq, a predicted model, not a curated record
CUCUUUAACUUAUUACUCCUCAAAGCCCGAUCUCUCUUAGUGACUCAUCAAUGUCGGAUGUAAUCCCAUUUGAAAUUAUAUAGAAAAUCGAUUGGGAAAACAUAGUUUCGGUUUGCCCAGAUGGAUGCCCUUUUCAGAUCUCGCUUUCGCAUUCUGUUCAUCCUCGCUUGUUUGUUGAUUUGUGGUUUCGCUUUCGUUGGAGCUCAAAAUCGAAGGCCGAAGAACGUUCAGGUUGCGAUUCGGGCUAAAUGGUCGGGUACUCCAUUGCUCUUGGAAGCCGGUGAAUUACUGUCUAAAGAGUCGAAAAAUCUUUUUUGGGAGUUCAUUGAUGGCUGGCUACGUGUUGCGAAAACUGAGGGUGAUUCUCAUUCGGCUAAAGAUUGCCUUGUUAAGAUUUUGAAACAUGGCAGCUCUGUUUUAAGUGAAUCAUUGGCAUCGUUAUUUGAAUUCUCCUUGACUCUGAGAUCGGCAUCCCCUCGAUUGGUGCUUUACCGGCAACUAGCGGAGGAGUCUCUUUCUUCUUUUCCGCUGUCUGACGAUGGUUAUUCACAUAAUGUGAGUGGGGUUUAUGCUAGUGAAGCGGCGGGAACUAAAAAGUUGGACCCCUUUCUUGUUGGCGCAAACCCGAAAAGUCCUGGCGGAAGAUGUUGUUGGGUGGACAUUGGUGAGGAAUUGUUCUUUGAUGUUGCAGAACUGCAGUCUUGGCUUCAGGGACCUAAUGAAAUUGGAGACUCCUUUCAGCAGCCUGAAUUAUAUGAAUUUGAUCACGUUCAUUUUGAUUCAAACCUUAUGAGCCCUGUUGCUAUUCUGUAUGGUGCUCUUGGAACAGGAUGUUUUAGGGAGUUCCAUCUUACUCUAGUUCAAGCUGCCAAAGAGGGAAAAGUUAAGUAUGUUGUCAGACCAGUAUUACCUUACGGUUGUGAAGGGAAAGUUGGUCCAUGUGGGGCUGUUGGUGCAAUGGAUUCCUUAAAUUUGGGCGGGUAUGGUGUUGAGCUUGCUUUGAAGAAUAUGGAGUAUAAGGCCAUGGAUGACAGUACUGUAAAGAAAGGUGUAACGCUAGAAGAUCCUCAUACUGAAGAUCUUAGCCAAGAAGUUAGAGGGUUUAUAUUUUCAAAAAUUCUGGAACGCAAACCUGACCUUACAUCAGAGAUAAUGGCAUUCAGGGAUUAUCUUUUGUCAUCAACAAUAUCAGACACACUUGAUGUUUGGGAGCUGAAAGAUUUAGGACAUCAAACUGCACAGAGAAUAGUACAAGCCUCUGAUCCUUUGCAGUCGAUGCAAGAAAUCAACCAAAAUUUUCCUAGUGUAGUGUCUUCUUUAUCUCGAACGAAGCUCAAUGAUUCAAUUAAAGAAGAGAUACUUGCAAACCAGAGAAUGAUCCCUCCUGGCAAGUCCCUGAUGGCUCUCAAUGGUGCUUUAAUCAAUAUCGAAGAUAUUGACCUUUAUCUAUUGAUUGACCUGGUCCAUCAGGAGCUAUCCUUGGCCGAUCAGUUUUCAAAGUUGAAGCUCCCUGGUAGCACAGUACGGAAACUUCUAUCAACUGUGACUCCUCCUGAGUCAGAUUCAUUCCGAGUUGACUUUCGUUCUUCCCAUGUUCAUUAUCUGAAUAACUUGGAGGAGGAUGCCAUGUACAGGCGUUGGAGGAGUAAUAUAAAUGAUAUCUUAAUGCCUGUCUUUCCCGGUCAGUUGCGUUAUAUCCGUAAGAAUCUGUUCCAUGCAGUAUACGUUCUUGAUCCAGCAACAGUUUCUGGUCUUCAGUCUAUCGACAUGAUUACAUCUUUCUAUGAGAAUAGUUUCCCGAUGAGAUUUGGCAUAAUACUGUAUUCUACAGAAUUGAUCAAAAAAAUUGAAAGGAGUGGUGGUGAACUUCAUUCAUCUGAUUUUGAGCGUGACAGUGAAAUCGAGGAUGAUAAAUCCUGUUUGAUUAUACGACUUUUUAUUUAUAUCAAGGAAAACCACGGGGCUCAAACAGCUUUCCAAUUUUUGAGCAAUAUAAAUAGACUACAAACAGAAUCCAGCGGCUCUACAGAUGAGGCUCUUGAAAUGCACCAUAUUGAAGAGGCAUUUGUGGAAACAUUAUUGCCGAAAGUUAAAUCUCCACCACAAGAAAUACUGUUAAAGCUGGAAAAGGGACAGACUUACAAGGAAUUGUCUCAAGAGAGCUCCUUGUUUGUUUUUAAGCUGGGUAUCAGCAAGCUGCAGUGCUGCCUCCUGAUGAAUGGUCUUGUAUUUGUGUUUAUUUUGCAGGAAGCUCUUAUAAAUGCCAUGAAUGAUGAGCUUCCCAGAAUUCAAGAACAAGUUUACUAUGGGCAAAUAACCUCUCACACUGACGUGCUGGACAAAUUCCUAUCUGAAAAUGGUGUCAGUCGCUAUAAUCCCCAGAUUAUUGUUGGUGGCAAUGUCAAACCAAGGUUUGUGUCUCUAGAUUCAUCAAUCCUUGGAGGGGAAUCUGUGCUGAAUGAACUUAAUUACUUACAUUCUCCUGAAACUGUAGAUAAUGUGAAGCCUGUAACUCAUCUUCUUGCUCUUGAUGUCACAUCAAAAAAAGGGAUAAAGUUACUUCGUGAAGGAAUCCGUUAUCUGAUUCAAGGGUCCAAAAAUGCUCGUGUUGGUGUUCUAUUUACUGCUAGUCAGGAUGCUGAUUUGUCUAGCAUUCUACUUGUGAAGACCUUUGAGAUCACUGCAGCCUCAUAUAGUCAUAAGAAGAAGGCAUUGGAGUUUCUAGAUCAAGUAUGCUCAUUUUAUGAGCAUAAUUACGUUCUUAGAUCUCCUGCUGCAGCUGAAAGCUUUCAAGCAUUCGUUACUAAGUUCUAUGAACUUGCUGAGGCAAAUGAACUGUCAUCUAAGGCAUAUAAAUCCUCUCUAUCUGAAGCUUCCAAUCUGAAUUUGAGAGAACAUCUGUAUAAGGUGGCACAAUUUUUGUAUAUGCAAUUCGGGAUAGCAUCUGGUGUUAAUGCAGUCAUUACCAAUGGAAGGGUUACUUCUCUUGAUGCUGGUAUAUUUCUGGGUGAUGAUCUGCAUCUUCUGGAGUCAGUUGAGUUUAAGCAUAGAAUAAAACACAUUGCAGAGAUUGUUGAGGAAGUUAAUUGGCAUGGAAUUGACCCUGACAUGCUAACAAGUAAAUAUGUUAGUGAUAUUAUCAUGUUCGUGACAUCUUCAAUGGCUACAAGGGAGCGAAGUACUGAAAGUGCACGCUUUGAAAUUUUGAAUGCACAAUAUAGUGCUGUUGUUCUUAACAAUGAGAACUCUAGCAUUCAUAUUGAUGCAGUUGUUGAUCCCCUAAGUCCAUCAGGACAAAAACUAUCAUCACUUCUUCGUGUGCUGGCUAAGUAUGUCCAUCCAAGCAUGCGCAUUUUAUUAAAUCCCAUGAGUUCCCUUGUUGAUCUUCCAUUGAAGAACUAUUACAGAUAUGUGAUCUCAACCAUGGAAGAUUUUAGCAGUACUGAUUAUACAGUAAAUGGACCAAAAGCCUUUUUUGCAAAUAUGCCAUUGUCCAAAACACUUACCAUGAACCUGGAUGUUCCCGAGCCUUGGCUUGUUGAGCCCAUCAUUGCUGUUCAUGACCUGGACAAUAUUUUGCUUGAGAACCUGGGAGACACAAGGACAUUGCAAGCAGUUUUUGAACUUGAAGCUCUGGUUCUGACCGGUCAUUGUGCUGAGAAGGAUCGUGACCCUCCCAGAGGUCUUCAACUAAUUCUUGGAACAAAGAAUUCUCCUCAUUUGGUUGAUACUAUUGUGAUGGCCAACUUGGGUUAUUGGCAGAUGAAAGUAUCUCCUGGAGUUUGGUACCUGCAACUUGCUCCAGGCAGAAGUUCUGAGUUGUAUCUUUUCAGAGAUGGUGGCGAUAAUGGAAACCAAGAGAUAUCUUUUUCAAAACGAAUUACUAUAGAUGAUUUGAGGGGUAAAGUUGUUCGUCUUGAAGUAGUGAAGAAGAAGGGAAAAGAGCAAGAAAAAUUGCUUAUUUCAUCUGAUGAUGACAGCCGUGGAAAAGAAAAGGGACAUAAUGGCUGGAAUUCAAACAUUCUCAAAUGGGCUUCUGGUUUUAUUGGUGGCAAUGAGAAAUCAAAAAGGAGUCAUGACAGUUCGGUGGAUCAUGGGAAGGGUGGUCGACGUGGAAAAACAAUCAACAUCUUUUCAAUUGCUUCAGGGCAUUUAUAUGAACGCUUCCUUAAAAUUAUGAUUUUAAGUGUACUGAAGAAUACCAAUCGUCCGGUGAAGUUCUGGUUUAUAAAGAACUACUUGUCUCCUCAGUUCAAGGAUGUGAUUCCGCAUAUGUCCCGGGAAUACGGCUUUGACUACGAACUAAUUACCUACAAAUGGCCUACAUGGCUGCAUAAGCAGACAGAAAAGCAGCGAAUUAUCUGGGCAUACAAGAUUUUGUUCCUCGAUGUUAUAUUUCCCAUUUCAUUGGAAAAGGUUAUAUUUGUUGACGCCGAUCAAGUUGUGAGGGCGGAUAUAGGAGACCUCUAUGACAUGGAUAUAAAGGGAAGACCUCUUGCAUAUACUCCUUUUUGCGAUAACAAUAAGGACAUGGAUGGAUAUCGGUUUUGGAGACAAGGAUUCUGGAGAGAGCAUUUGCGGGGCAGACCAUACCAUAUUAGCGCACUGUACGUGGUCGACUUGGUGAAGUUCCGGGAGACAGCAGCAGGUGAUAAUUUAAGAGUCUUCUAUGAAAGUCUUAGCAAAGAUCCGAACAGUCUAGCCAAUCUGGAUCAGGAUCUUCCAAACUAUGCUCAGCAUAAAGUACCGAUCUUUUCAUUACCCCAAGAAUGGCUGUGGUGUGAAUCAUGGUGCGGUAAUGCCACGAAAUCCAAGGCUAAAACCAUAGAUCUCUGCAACAAUCCGAUGACAAAAGAACCAAAACUUCAGGGUGCUAGAAGAAUAGUUUCCGAGUGGACAGAUCUUGAUUUUGAGGCUAGAAAAUUCACUGCCAAAAUAUUAGGUGAUGAAUUGGAAAAUCCCGACGCCCCACCACCACCACCGCCACCAUCAUCCGAAACUUCUUCUAACGACCGAUCAUCGGAGGAUCGAGAAUCGAAGGCGGAGUUGUGAAACAUUUGGAUUAGAUAGAGACCAGAGCUCCUUACUAUAUGGUAAAAACUCCUUCCAAUCAUCACUAAAUUAUUAUAUUUAUUUAGUGUAGACUGAUAGGACGAAAAGUAACAUUUUUUCCUUUCAAAAGUAAAGAUUGUUCUCCAAUUUUGUUCUUUCGGAAAAACACUUAAUAAAGGGAAAAUGACUCUUGCUAUACCUCAA